GCGCGCGCCCCCUCGCCCGGCAGCCCCGCCGCCCCCGGCCCGCCCCCGAGCCUCUGGCUGGAGCUGCGGCCCGCCUGCACCGGGGCCCGCCACUGCCCCAGCGAGUCCAGCGGCCGCGCGAGCGGCGACCUCGGCACCAGCAGCAGCAGCAGCGGCGGCGGCAGCAGCGUCGGGCUGUCACCCGGCUCCGACUCCGACAGCAGCGGCGUGGUGUGCGGCGGGGGCAUGCGCGGCGCCCUGCCCCGCUCCUGGAGCCUCGAGAGCCUGCGCUCGGCCACCGCCGCUCCGCCUUGCCAGUUGGUGUCUCUCCUCUCGGCCAUCCCUGAUGGAGCUCUAGACAAGGCCAUCUGUGCUGAUGAGGUGGGCAGUGAGGAAGACCUGUACGAGGAUGUGCACAGCUCCAGUCACCACUACAGUCACCCUGGAGGGGGCGGCGAGCAGCUGGCCAUCAACGAGCUCCUCAGCGAUGGCAGCGUGGUCUGCGCGGAGGCACUCUGGGAUCAUGUCACCAUGGAUGACCAGGAACUGGGCUUCAAAGCUGGGGAUGUCAUUGAAGUGAUGGAUGCGACCAACAGAGAGUGGUGGUGGGGCCGCGUGGCGGAUGGCGAGGGAUGGUUCCCAGCCAGCUUUGUGCGGCUGCGGGUGAAUCAGGACGAGCCCGGCGACGAGGAGGUGCUGCGCGCCGGGAAGCGCGAGGUGCCGGGCGGUGGGACCGAGGCGCAGAGCAGCAAGGACCAGAUGCGGACCAACGUCAUCAACGAGAUCCUCAGCACCGAGCGCGACUACAUCAAGCACCUGCGCGACAUCUGCGAGGGCUACAUCCGCCAGUGCCGCCGGCGCGCCGACAUGUUCAGCGAGGAGCAGCUGCGCACCAUCUUCGGCAACAUCGAGGACAUCUACCGAUGCCAGCGCGCCUUCGUGACCGCGCUGGAGCGCAGGGUCAACCGCGAGCGCCCGCACCUCAGCGAGCUGGGCGCCUGCUUCCUGGAGCACCAAGCAGACUUCCAGAUCUACUCUGAGUACUGCAACAAUCACCCCAACGCCUGCGUGGAGCUCUCACGCCUUGCCAAGCUCAGCAAGUACGUGUACUUCUUUGAGGCCUGCCGGCUGCUGCAGCGCAUGAUCGACAUCUCCCUGGACGGCUUCCUGCUGACGCCGGUGCAGAAGAUCUGCAAGUACCCGCUGCAGCUGGCCGAGCUGCUCAAGUACACGCACCCCCAGCACAGUGACUUUAAGGACGUGGAAGCUGCCUUACACGCUAUGAAGAAUGUGGCACGGCUCAUCAAUGAGCGGAAGCGGAGACUUGAGAACAUCGACAAGAUAGCUCAGUGGCAGAGCUCCAUAGAGGACUGGGAGGGGGAAGACCUCCUAGUCCGGAGCUCAGAACUCAUCUACUCGGGGGAGCUGACGCGGGUGACGCAGCCGCAAGCCAAGAGCCAGCAGAGGAUGUUCUUCCUGUUCGAUCACCAGCUCAUCUUCUGUAAGAAGGACCUUCUCCGCCGGGACAUGCUGUACUACAAGGGUCGAGUGGACAUGGACAACUUGGAGGUGGUGGACCUGGAGGACGGGAAGGACAGGGAGCUGCACGUGAGCAUCAGGAAUGCCUUCCGGCUGCGCUGCCUGCCCACAGGCGAGAGCCACCUGCUGUGCGCCAGGAAGCCCGAGCAGAAGCAGCGCUGGCUCAGGGCCCUGGCCAGGGAGCGGGAGCAGGUGCGGCUGGACCAGGAGACAGGCUUCUCCAUCACAGAGCUGCAGAGGAAGCAGGCCAUGUUGAAUGCUAGCAAGCAGGUCACCGCGAAGCCCAAAGCCCUAGGCCGGCCCUACCACCUCACACGCCAGUGGCCCCCAGCGGCACCCACGAGCCUGCCCCAGCCGCAGGGCGCGGUGCUGGCGGAGCCCAAGCGGAAGCCAUCCACCUUCUGGCACAGCCUCAGCAGACUGGCACCUUUCCGCAAGUGA
This is a messenger RNA of Sorex fumeus (smoky shrew), 1959 nucleotides long. It is a transcript of the gene ARHGEF4, whose product is annotated as Rho guanine nucleotide exchange factor 4. Lineage: Eukaryota; Metazoa; Chordata; Mammalia; Eulipotyphla; Soricidae. Gene Ontology annotation, biological process: intracellular signal transduction. The coding region runs from base 226 to 1959 and encodes 577 amino acids. The record is from RefSeq and is a predicted model, not a curated record. Gene Ontology annotation, molecular function: protein binding; guanyl-nucleotide exchange factor activity. The transcript has 11 exons.